AUGCCGUCCCCACCACCUGACUGGGUCAAGGCUCUGAAGCCUUCGGGCCCGCAGGGUUCCGAGCUGCUCGCCGAAGAGCGGGCCCAAUCCAACGUCGACGUCGAGAAACUGUCCGAGCUGCUCCACACCAAGGAAGCCUUGCAAAGGACACAAAAGAUCUUGGCUAUCGUACAGCCGGAGAAGGUCUUUGACAAAUCCCAAAACCACUCUCUUGGUCGCGUGGAGCGUCUGCAGCGAUCUUUGGCCAAGGCCAAGCGCUUGCAACAGCUGGCCGAACAGGAGAAAUGGACCACGGAGGAGCUUCAUACCGCCAAUGAUCUCAUUGGUGAGCCCACACCAUAUGGCCUCCAUGCGACCAUGUUCCUGGUGACCCUCCGCGAACAAGGUACCCCCGAGCAACACAAGCUUUUCCUCGAACGUGCCGAAAAAUACGAGAUCAUCGGUUGCUAUGCUCAGACAGAGUUGGGCCACGGAUCUAACGUCCGUGGUCUUGAGACCACCGCCACCUGGAACCCCGAUGAUAAGACCUUCACCAUCACCUCCCCAACCCUGACUGCCUCCAAGUGGUGGAUUGGCUCCUUGGGCCGCACCGCCAACCAUGCCGUCGUGAUGGCACAGCUGUUCAUUGGCGGAAAGAACUUCGGUCCUCACCCGUUCGUGGUACAAGUGCGUGAUCUCAAAACUCACCAACCGCUGGAGAACGUGUACGUGGGCGACAUCGGUCCCAAGUUCGGCUACAACACUAUGGACAACGGCUUCCUGCUGUUCAACAACGUCAAGGUUCCCCACGUCAACAUGCUGGCCCGCUUCUCAAGCAUUGACAAGGAGACCAACAAAUAUGCCCGCCCUGCUGUGCCAAGUUUGGUAUACGGCACCCUGACCUGGGUUCGCUCCAACAUUGUUCUUCAAGCCGGUGGUGUCCUGGCCCGCGGUGUUACUAUUGCGACACGGUACGCCGCUGUUCGCAGACAAUUCCAGGACCGUGAUGCAGAGCCCCACGCUGGUGAAAACCAAGUCCUCAACUACAAGAUGGUGCAGAUCCGUCUGUUGCCACUGUUGGCAUCUAUGUAUGCUCUGCAUUUCACUGGUCGUGGUAUGAUGCGUCUGUACCAGGAGAACCAAAAGCGCAUGAAGGCAGCCGCUUCGCCGGGUCAGGAUUCUCGUGGAGCUGGCCCUGAGGAGCUUCGGGCUGGUGCCGACCUGCUGGCAGAUCUGCACGCCACUUCUUGCGGUCUGAAGGCUUUGGCCAGUACCACCGCCGGUGAAGGUCUUGAAGUGUGUCGUCGCGCAUGUGGUGGUCACGGCUAUAGCAGCUACAGUGGUAUUGGGCCAUGGUACUCUGACUACCUUCCCACUCUCACCUGGGAGGGUGACAACUACAUGUUGACCCAACAGGUCGCUCGUUACCUGCUUAAAUCUGCCCGUGCCGGCCUAUCUGGCAAGGCUGCUGAUAAUGAUACUGCCCGCAUUUUGCGCAACUACCUUGACCGUCGGGAAAAGGGUGCCUCUUUCGAUGUGCUUGAGGAAGACGCCGAUAUCGUGGCUGCUUUCGCUUGGCGUACAGCCCACUUGACUUUCGAGGCUUUGAAACACCGUGAUGCUGAGAAGCGUUCAUGGAACAGCCUGUUGGUUGACUUCUGGCGCCUUUCGACCGCUCACUCUCAGUACCUUGUGGUGAAGAACUUCCACGAUGCUGUUACCUCCCCUGAACUGUCCUCAGCCCUGGACCAAGACACCAAGUCUCUGAUGCACUCUCUCUUCCGUCUCUUCGCUCUCCACACCCUUGAGCGCGAAGCCGCCGAAUUCUUCUCUUCGGGCGCUGUCACCGUGCGACAGAUCACUCUGACCCGCACAACAGCUGUAAUGAAGCUAUUAGACGAGGUCCGCCCACACGCUAUUCGCUUGGUUGAUGCUUGGGCCAUUCCCGACUGGCAGCUGGACAGCAGUCUCGGUCGCUCUGACGGCAAGGUCUAUGAAGAUCUGUUCCGCCGCGCCAGCGAGGAGAACCCGGUCAACGACCUGGUGUUUGACCCAUACCCGUGGAACAACAACGUUCUCAAGAACGAGCCGGCCAAGAGCAAGCUGUAA
Molecule: messenger RNA, 2088 nt
Organism: Penicillium pulvis
Lineage: Eukaryota; Fungi; Ascomycota; Eurotiomycetes; Eurotiales; Aspergillaceae
Exons: 3
Coding region: 1-2088 (695 amino acids)
Biological process (GO): fatty acid beta-oxidation using acyl-CoA oxidase; lipid homeostasis
Cellular component (GO): peroxisome
Molecular function (GO): fatty acid binding; acyl-CoA oxidase activity; FAD binding
Source: RefSeq, a predicted model, not a curated record